AAAUUUAGUUAUAAAACAAUUGUAUUUUUUUUCUUCCUUCAUAUUUGUUUGAAUAUACUGUUAUCGCAUUAUAUAUUAUCUAUAUCUUACAAAUACAUUUCCCAAUCUAUUUUGCUUUGUUUGUUGACAAAUCAAUAAAGUACAUAUAAAGGUGACUUCUUAGACCAACAAUACAGGAACGUAAAAAGGACAGUCGUCAUACAAAACAUUGAAACAUCGGUUUCUAGUAUAUAUUAACGGUUUAACGCGUUAUCUGUGGUCAAUAAGUACCAGAGUAUAUGUCAUAGAUGCGUCUAUCAAUUUACCGCGAAUAUCUAUAACGUAUUACAUUUUGAGGGUGAUCUACGUCGCGCUCUUGUAACAUAACUAAACUAAACGUUAAUUUAUGACGACCGCGCACGCAAGAAUAUUUUACAAACAUAACAUCUACAAUUUCACAGAUAAUAACACAACGUCGAAUAUAAUGCCGUUGGCGAAUUUGACAGUUCCUUGGUCUGAGCAACAUGUGACUGAAAAGCACGACGUAGAUAUACUUCCAUCAGAGUCCCAAGAGGAAGUAGGAAUAACUCAAGAAAAUGUAGUUGAACCACCUUCGAAUGGUUGUUCUGAGACACAUGAAAUAGAAGUACGUGAAGUAGUAAGGGAUGGACAUGAAAAAGCAGAUCCAUCUCAAUUUGAACUGCUUAAAGUUCUGGGUCAAGGGUCUUUUGGCAAAGUAUUCCUUGUGAGAAAGGUUGUUGGAAAAGAUAGUGGGACAAUUUAUGCUAUGAAGGUAUUAAAAAAGGCAACAUUGAAAGUUCGGGACAGAGUUAGAACAAAAAUGGAGAGGAACAUACUGGUAGAUGUUGAACAUCCAUUUAUUGUGCGACUACAUUAUGCAUUCCAAACAGAGGGCAAACUCUACUUAAUUUUAGACUUUUUAAGAGGUGGUGAUUUAUUUUCAAGAUUAGUUAAAGAGGUAAUGUUUACUGAAGAUGAUGUAAAAUUUUAUUUAGCUGAACUUGCUCUUGCAUUGGGUCAUAUACAUAAGCUUGGAAUUAUUUAUAGAGAUCUCAAACCAGAAAAUAUUUUGCUUGAUACUGAAGGUCAUAUUGCUUUAACCGACUUUGGUCUAAGUAAGCAGCCUUUAGAUGAUUGCAAAGCAUACUCGUUUUGUGGUACUAUAGAAUAUAUGGCACCUGAAAUUGUGGAUAGAAGAGGACAUUCAUUUGCUGCAGAUUGGUGGAGUUUUGGUGUUCUUAUGUUUGAAAUGUUAACUGGAGCUCUUCCAUUUCAAGGAGCAAAUCGCAAAGAAACAAUGACACAGAUAACAAAAGGAAAACUCGGAAUGCCACAUAAUAUUUCACCAGAAGCACAAUUACUCCUUAAAGUAUUGUUUAAAAGAAACCCUGCAAACAGACUGGGAUUUGGCGGAAUAGAAGAGAUAAAAAACCAUGUGUUCUUUGCAAAAACCGAUUGGGAUGCGCUUUACAGAAAAGAAAUAAAACCGCCUUUUAAACCAGCUGUUAGUCAAGAAGAUGAUACAUUUUGUUUUGAUAGUGAAUUUACAUGUAAAACGCCCAAAGAUUCUCCUGGGGUACCACCAAGUGCUAAUGCUCAUGAAUUGUUCCGUGGAUUUAGCUUUGUCGCGCCGUGUCUUCUUGAGGAUCACGUGAAAAUUCCUGAAUAUAAAAACUGUGAUAGCCUUAGCGCAACUUUCCCAACUUACGUGAGCCCUAUCUCCGUGAAUGAUGAAUAUGAGUUUAAACAGGAAAUUGGUAAAGGAAGCUACAGUACUGUUUAUUUAGCUGUUCAUAAAGCUUCUAAAGCAGAGUAUGCUGUGAAAGUAAUUGAGAAAUCAAAAAGAGAUCCUACAGAAGAAAUAGAAAUUUUGCUCCGAUAUGGAAGGCACCCGCACAUUGUAACUUUGAGAGCUGUUCAUGAAGAUGAUAAACGAGCUUAUCUUGUACUUGAAUUAUUGCGUGGUGGAGAACUACUUGAUCGGUUACUACAAAGACGUAAUCUCACAGAAAAAGAAGCAGCCGAAGUGAUGUACACAAUAGUUAGCGUAGUCAAUUAUCUUCAUGAAAAUGGAGUUGUUCAUAGAGACUUAAAGCCAUCUAAUAUAUUGUAUUCAAAGUCGGGGGGUGAUCCAUCGACACUUUGUUUAUGCGAUCUUGGUUUCGCAAAACAGUUACGAGCGGAAAAUGGUUUGUUAAUGACUCCUUGUUAUACUGCAAAUUUUGUAGCACCGGAAGUGUUAAAACGCCAAGGAUACGAUGCAGCGUGUGAUAUCUGGUCACUUGGUGUUUUGUUAUACAUUAUGUUGGCUGGAUAUACACCAUUUCGUAAUACUCCCGGUGAUAGUGCAAGAGACAUAUUAGAUCGUAUUGGCCUCGGCUACAUUGACGUUGAAAGUGGAAUAUGGCAUCAAAUUUCGAAUGAAGCUAAAGAUCUAGUUAAAAAAAUGUUACACGUUGAUCCUAAUCGGAGGCCUACUGCAGCUGCCAUAUUAAAAUAUUCAUGGAUUGCUAAUCGUCAUCGUCUUCCACAGAAAGUAUUACCUGAUAGUUCUAAGGAUCCACAUAGCCUAAAGAGAGCAGUAACAGCAACAUAUAGAGCGAUGUCUAGCAGUCCGAGGUCGCCUCAUAUCGGACCUGUUGUCAUGUCUGCAUUGGCACGACGAAGAACACAAGCCAAGCCUACUGGUCCUACCGAAGUUUGAAACAACUGUGUUUCUAUUUUGUCAAAAAGUAAAGGCAAGAUACGAAAAAUUACGAAUUAUGUAUGUGAUUACGUAUAUGAAAAGACUAUAUUUUUUGUCGACAUAAAUUUCUAGUAUUAUUUGUGCAAUGUUCAAAUGUAGCUAGUAUGUAUCAAUUUUAUAAAAAUUAUUCUUUAUUCUGUUAUUCAUAUAACUUGCAUCACUAAAAUCAUCUCUAUCCUGGUUAAAAUUUGUGUAUGUGUAUAGAAUAGAAAAUGUGUGUUUAAAUCCAUAUUUUCAAUUUAAAUAUAAUAUAAGAAUAGAAUUUUAAAUCUUAUAGUCUGUAUUAUACAUGACUACCAUUUCAAUAUUAAAAAUAAUAUAAACUAUAAUAAUAAUAUAAAUUUAUGAAAAAUAUCUAUAUAUAUAUAUAUUUAAUAAAAUGUAAAAAUGAAGUAUA
Molecule: messenger RNA, 3143 nt
Organism: Bombus pascuorum
Lineage: Eukaryota; Metazoa; Arthropoda; Insecta; Hymenoptera; Apidae
Product: ribosomal protein S6 kinase 2 beta-like
Exons: 12
Coding region: 386-2704 (772 amino acids)
Biological process (GO): protein phosphorylation; intracellular signal transduction
Molecular function (GO): ATP binding; magnesium ion binding; ribosomal protein S6 kinase activity
Source: RefSeq, a predicted model, not a curated record